This is a messenger RNA of Sungouiella intermedia, 5679 nucleotides long. NCBI's taxonomy places the organism in Eukaryota, Fungi, Ascomycota, Pichiomycetes, Serinales, Metschnikowiaceae. The record is from the annotation of a GenBank genome assembly.
AUGUCCCAACCAACUCUGCUAAUCUGGGAUUUGGAUGUAUUCUCCGAAUGUUACAAUUUCAUUCGAUUUCAAAGCUCCGUUCCGGCAGAUCUUGAAAACUGGAUCGGAAAUGAUCUCAGACGUCUUGUUGAUUUACCUCCAAGGAAUGACAAAAGCAGAAGCGCCUUAGCAGCCGGAGAAUCGGGCAAACCAGUGGCAUUUCAUAGUGGUGAGGAAUACAAACUCAACAAGCCAUUCAUCGCCAAUGCAAGCGCCAUCUCCACCGAGUUGGCCUUGGAUGAACUUUCGGCAGCAGAAUUGCUUCAAAAUGCAUCAUCUACAACGUCUGCCAAGGGUACGGACUUGAUGGAUUCCGGAAGACUUGUAUACUUCCAGCGAAUUGACUACAUUUUGAACAUCGUGGGCUACUUGGUGGGCGAGAAAAAGUUACAGCUUCUAUAUCCUCUGGGUGAGCCGGCAACUCAGCUUCUCAGCUCGCUUCUCGCGAGCUUCAAGAAGGUUUACGAGCUACUUCGCAUCCAAAAUGAUCUAAUUGAUAAGCAAAAAGUCACCAGUGAUAUCAAUGAUUUGCAGUUUGUUACGGCAGUAAAGUUCGUCAAGAAUAAGCUCUUUGACACCCAUACGCUCUUAAGUGAGGUUAUGUAUACCCUCAUGGACAACUAUAUCGAAGUGUUGGGCACUUGGGAGUCUUAUCUGUCCAUUGUUGCACACGUGAGCGAAAAUAUCACCGACGACGCGGACGUGCUAGUCUUGCAUUACCUUCCUACUCUUUUGAGGGUCGCCAGCAGUCCAAAAGACCUUUCUGAUAGCCAAGUGGUCAAGUUCCAUGAAAAUUUUGUGCGUAUUUUGACGGCAGACUACGCAAAGGUCAGUGGAAAUGGCGAUGAGAUCGAUUUGUCAACAACUUCUAUAAGAAUGUACUUGCUAGUGGUCAAGCUAAUGUUCUUCAUUGCAUUUAUUCCUUGGUGCAAGGAGCAUGAUACACGUACACAGAAAUUCGACUUCGAAAAGGACAUAUUGAAGUAUGUCGAGUGGCUCAUCAGCUACGGCACAUUGGAACAAGUGCUUUCCUACACAGCAGAGACUGCCCGGCCAGAAGCAAAGGCUCUUUACGAACAAGAUAGGCUCUACAAUUUCAGACCGCUCCUUCAAAAGACUUUCCCUACGUUGAAACCAUUGAAGUUCAUAUAUCCUGGUACUGAGGAGUUGCUAGGUCUUGUCAAGCAAAGACCAGAACUUUCCAACGUGACCACUUUAUGUUCCUACCAGACAUUCACGCUAUCUACCAGCUUCUGCGACUCAUGGCUAGCUCCAUUUUUUCACAAAUUCAUCAGCAACUUCAUUAGCCAUGCAGCAAUUGUUCUCACUCUGUUGCGCGACAGUGAAGAAGACUUUUUGUUAUCUUCAGCUAACAGGAAACAACUCGAGGAGGCACCAGCCUCUACUGCUCGAAAUGGCUCUAUAUCGGGUGGUGAAUUUGACAUCUUUAUCCUUUCCACCAAGACUCUGGCUGGAGAACUCUCCAAAUCUACUGGUGAUGGCGGCAAAGAAGGCUUGAAUCUCGAUGAAAUCGCCUCUCGUGCAGAGUUGGAGAGAUUCUACAUGUCUUGUGCCUACACAUACACCCAUAGACAAAGUCUUUGCAAGGAAUUUUGGGAGGCCGAGGACUCCAAUAUUGUCGGAUUUAUUGGCUGGGGAAUCUCCAAUAAUACAUCUCCAUUGAUCACUGCAACCUUCUGUUUGCUUUUAGGAAGUUUGACUUAUGGGGGAGAAAUUGCCAGUGCUAAGGUCUGGGACAUCUUGGUCAAUGCACAAAGUGGAAGCAUUAAGAGAAAUGACUACUCAAAGAUUUCCAUUGAUUCAAUCAUAAACUCUUUGACAUACUACAUCGAUGCAUUAACGGAAAAUUUAGAACACGAUUUGAGUCUUCAUAUGAAAAACCAACAGAAGAAGCAAGAAUUCUUGUUUUCUAGCUCUUCGUUGAGCAAGUCAGAUGCGGAGAACUCUGGACCACUUUUGAUCCAAUUAUCUGAAGACUCAAUUGUGUUCAUGUCUGGAUUCUUCAUGCUCGUGGCAUCUAUUGUUGAGAAUGCAAACGGAAAUGGCACAAUAUCCAAAAACCUCAGACUGGCUGCCUUCGCCCGUUUCCUGCCGAUCAUCACCAGCUUCCUUAAGUUUGACAACUUGAUCAUUUCUGCGAAGAGCCUACAGAGUGAUAAUAAAAGCUCGCCUGUUGUCUUUGACACCGCUAACAGAACCAUCACACUCAACUUGACUCUCAACCUCUUAUCCACUUUUGCAUCUGAUACAGAAAACUUGGACAUCAGAUACAAGAUUUGGGUCAUAGUGGAUCGUUGGCUAUGCUACAAUAUCAACGAAAAUGAUACUAAUACCUCGACUACUUCCGAACCAACACGCUACACUGGUGUUUCAUUGUCUAGUAACCCACCCAAUACGGUCAAAUCCGAGUUGACAAAGCUUAAACUGCUUCACCGUGGUAUUAGCUUAAAGCAGAGUUUCCUGAUCACUUUGACUAAUCUUUCAGAGGUGUUCAACUUUGUUCAACUCAUUCAAAAGCUUCUUUCUGCUUUGAAUGAAGAUGAAGUUGCCAUCAAGUCCAUAAAACUCUUAUACCCGGCCAAUCUUGGUGCAGGUUAUCGCCACAAGAAUCAGAUUGGUAUUUGGCCAUACAUUGAAUUCCUUUUGAUUGAGGUUUUCGGACACACUAAGGACUUGAAGAAGACAAGUAGCAGACACUCCUUCCAAGCCAUAUUGUUGGACAUCAUCCACAACUCAUUAGCAGAGAUUGAUUGGCAGUUUUUGAACGAUGUUGCUCCAAGCAUUAUGGUUGACCUUGCUAAACAAAAUGGAGUUUUUGCAUCUUCAGAAUUAGUUUCUGGUGAGAUAGUUGCAUUGUCUUAUGAGACGUUCUUGAAGUUGCACCAUGCCCCCGCAAUCCUAAACUACUUGUUUGACGAUAGGGCCAGCAAUGUGCUUUUUGACAUCAUCAAUAUCGGAAGUGAAGCAAUCGCCAGCGACGAAAUCACCACGACACUUGUCGACAUGGCAUUGAAGUCCUUUGAUCAAGUCUUGAAUGCUCAGGAUGCAUUCACAGGAAAGAUCCUUCCGCUAUUGAAGAAUGCUGAUACAGUUCCUGGUUCGGAAGUCAAUGUACCUAUGGGAUACGGUACAGCUUUGAGUUUGACUAUUUCUGCCCCUAAAUCGACUUUUGAUAACAUUUACUAUCCAGCAAGUUUGGGCACUAAUGGAGUUAGUGACUUCUAUGAAGUCUUAUCUUUCCACAUUCUCAGCACUGCUCAUUUUGCUUUGUACGUGGGAAAUGAGAGUUCCUCAAUUGUUGAAUCGUCGUUGAGUAUUUUGGCCAAGAUUGCUAAAUCUCCGUUGUUUGUGCAACGUGGAUUCGGAGGGACUAACCAUUUGUUGAAACGUAACCGUUUGUUGAGUAUUUUUGAGAAUAUUGAUGAGUCCUUGAGAAUUCAGUUUGGUUUUGUACAUCAAAUGGAGUCUCUAACAGACCUGCUUCAAACAAAAUACAGCAUAUUAAAGUUUUUGAUCGAGAAUUUGCCUACAUCAGCUGAACCAUCUGUUGCACACUUCCUUCUUGGAUACACUGUAAAGGCAGAUCGUUUAGAAAUAUCGAGUUAUGCCAACGGCGAGAGCGGAGUUUUGCUUCUGAGUUUAGUUGAGUUGUUGAUCUCAACCUUAGAUUUGAUUUCUGAAGUCGACUACAGCAAAGGUUUCAAGCAUCAUAUCGGAAUCGGCCCAGCCAAGUUGACUUCACUCAUCAUUCAAAUUAUUGUACAAUUGUGUCAGAACCCGGUUUCGUCUAAGAUUACGUUGCAGUUCUUGAGACAGUUCGACUUGUUUUCAAAGCUUUUAACGGUUCAAUUGAAAAUUGACGAUAUGACAGUCUGGCAGAACUACAAGUUCGAGGGAGACCUACAGGAUGGAGUCAAUAACAAAUUUGUCCAAGAUGAUUUGAGUUGCGAAACGUUCUUCAGCUUCAUCAACUACCGCAACUGCGUCCUUCAAUAUUUGUCGCUCGAACUUCAUGACAUCAAGUCGAUCACUAAGAGAGAGUACUAUGUUAAUCUUCUUCUUCAGAGUAACGAGUUCCUCAACGGCACACCCAAGGUUUUAAACUACUUGGAUGUGUUGAACUAUCAAUUCUACAAUGUGGAAGACUACAGACUUGACACGUUUGAGAAGAAGUACAACUUGCACAGCUUGGUUGUGGAGUUUGAGAAGGACAAGAACAUCGAGGGUGCAAACGUUCCUGUUUUCAAGAAAUUGAUUCGUUUGACUUGCCAACUUGCAGACAUCAACAUUCCUAGCGAUGAAACCAAGGCUGCACUUCGAAGAGAAAGCCAAGUUGAGGCAGACCGAAUCGCCGAGAUUCUCAACAAGUUGCUUGUUAUUAAUGAGCUCAAGACUCUCCACUUGAAGUCUUUGCACUCUUGGGUCCAAAUAAUUCAAGUUCUAACCAGCGAUGGUGUGGCCGACAAGUCAGACUUCAUUCUUAGGGUUUUGCAAAUGGUGCUUCCUAAAAUUAACAACGAGUACUAUGAACGAGACAUCCAGUUUGCCGAGGAGUUGAUGUCGUUGUGCGUGCUUCUUUUCGACUUGUAUGAGGAAGACAAUAACAUACCACAGCAAGACGGCACUGAAAAUAAUUUGCACCGUCUUCUUCCUCUCUUUAAGACAUGCGUCAAUGGAGUAAUGAGUCCCAAUUCCACACCUACAUUGAGGUCGGACUUGUACCUCUUACUCAAUAAGUUCUUGCGCCGAAGUAUCAAAGCCGAAACCAUUCUCCACAAUAUCUUGUCUAUCUUGAGAUCAAUUGACAAGAGGUUCAUCGACAUUGUGUGCAAAGACUCCAUCUACCUGGAAGGUGUGCCCCGCAUUACGUCUAUUCUUUUCAUGGAAUCAUUGAUCCACCUCUCGACCAUCGAGAACUCUUCUGCCAUCCUUGAUGUGUUGAUCAGUAACAACUCGCUCUCGUUGUUGGUAAGGUCAUUGAAGAGGACGGAUGAGAUCAUAGUCGCUUGCGGGGACUCGAGCGAUGCAAAGAAGGCUUCAGGCAUAAAUGUGGAGACACUUCUUUACGAGCUCACAGCAUUGAAGUCUACAUUGUAUGUUCUAAUACGCAUUGCUCAGACAAAGGUCGGAGCAUCGCAGCUUGUGCAGAAUGAAAUCUUCCCCAUCAUAAGACAAUUGAAGUUCUUGUCGAUCGACGCCGACCUCGGCUUGAAUCUCCAAAUUGAUACGUCCACCGAUCCACACACAAGCCAAAAGAGUGCCCAACUCAACCUUUCGCUUGAUGUUCCACUUGUUCUCCGGAACAACAUCAGUGCACCAUCGGGCGACUCCAUGAGAAUGGUUUCGUAUUACGAGUUUAUGGUGCCGACCUUCCAACUUGUUGCAACAGUGCUUCUUUCACUCGGACCUUCUUACACUCCAGGAAUCCUACAGGUAGAAGAGUUGAUGAGACAUUACCACCAAUUUGUGGUUGCUAUUAUGAAGAGAGAUGCAUUACUAGAAAAUGAGAAGCUUGGCAGCGAAGAGACCCUGGGAGUGUCCUUUGUGGGGCUCAAGCAGCUUGUGAGGUUACUUGCGUUGAUCGAUUCGCUCGUGGAAAUGCCACGCAACGAAACCUAA